CAGGCUGGGGCCGUCCCGGUAAAGCGACGGCGCGGCCGGCGCGGUCCCGCACCAUGGAGGGGCACCUGGCGCGCUGCAAGAUCGUGGUGGUGGGGGACACGCAGUGCGGCAAGACCGCUCUGCUGCACGUCUUCGCCAAGGACUGCUACCCCGAGAGCUACGUGCCCACCGUCUUCGAGAACUACACGGCCAGCUUCGAGAUCGACAAGCAGCGCACCGAGCUCAACAUGUGGGACACCUCAGGCUCAGCAUACUAUGAUAACGUCCGUCCCUUGGCCUACCCAGACUCGGAUGCUGUGCUCAUCUGCUUUGACAUCAGCCGCCCGGAGACUCUCGACAGUGUGCUCAAGAAGUGGCAAGGGGAGACUCAGGAGUUCUGCCCCAAUGCAAAGAUUGUGCUGGUGGGCUGCAAGCUGGACAUGCGGACGGACCUGAACACGCUGCGAGAGCUCUCCAAGCAGCGCCUCAUCCCUGUCACACACGAGCAGGGCAGUGCGCUGGCGCGGCAGAUCGGGGCCGUGGCCUAUGCAGAAUGCUCCUCCAAGGUGUCCGAGAACAGCGUGCGGGAUGUGUUCCACGUGACCACGCUCGCCUCCGUCAACAGGGUGCACAAGAACUUGAAGCGCAGCAACUCCAAACGGGGACUGAAGCGGGUGUCUCAGAUGCCUGGCAGGACGGACUUCCUGAGCGACACCGAGAUCAGGAAAGACCGCGCCAAGAGCUGCUCCAUCAUGUGAAACCCCAUGUAAAUAGCGCGUGUGUGUUGUCCAUUUGUACAGGAACUGGUGGAGACGAGGCUGCGUUGCCAGCCUGCCUUUCCAAAGCCUUUCAAGUCCCUAGGGCUGAGCAAAGGUCCCAGCUGCAAACAGGGGUGCACAAGUUGCCCCUUACCAUGGAGACUUCUGGGUUGGCUGCUGCUGCGUGGGUUGCUUGGGGGGAAGGAGACACUUGGCAGAGGAGUAUUCGGGUGCUGGCAGGUCUGUGACUGGGUGAAACGGAGUGAGAAGGAGUGAUGCUGUGUGUGCCACCCCUCCUGUUGCCAUGGCCCAGCCUCCGGUGUGCAGCUAAAACACACCUGUAGCGUGGUGCUGCAUGGGACCUGGGCUGGAGGGUGGGAGGUGGGUGCUGUUGCCAGCAGCAGAGUGCAAUCAGAAGGUAUUCUUCCAACCUCCCUUCAGAAGAGAAAUGAUGUUUGAGGUGAUGCUGCCUUGAGCUAGGCUGGGCAGCAAAUCACCAUGGAAGGUGCAGGUUUGGGCCGGAGCUGGGAGGGAUGGGAUGUCCUGGGAAGGAACCUUAACCCGACAAGGCACCACAGCAGCCCACCUCCUGCUGUAGGUGCUAUUUUAGGUACUUGAACUCCAUAUGAAAUGCAGCAAGAGUGGAUCUGGCUCCAGGGCAGAGGUGCAUCCCAGUAGCUGCAUCCUACAAGUUGUGGUUCCCUUCAGCAAGCAGAUGCCGCUCAGGAGCUGGUGUCCCUGCUGCUGACAGCCUGGUUACUCAUCAGCCUGCUCCUGCCACGCUUCCGAGGCAGCAGACUGCCAUCACCAUCCCUAUCCUGCUCUCCACCCAUUCCCAGCUGCAGCUUGUGUUGCAUGGUGCUGUGUUUGUCUGGUCCAGGUAACCAAAAGGAUUACACCCUGUCUCCACUGUGGCUGUGGGAGGGAAGGUGCUUGUUCCCCUCCUGCCUGCUGGAAGCCUCCUCCCACACCUCCCAUUGCUUCUGCUGCUGUCCUCUCUAAAUGCCUUUGACUACAGUGUUCGCCUUGACUUCAUGUCACAUAGACACUUUAAGGAAUAAAGAAUCUGCUCCAUUGCCAGGUCCAGCUGUGUCAGUGGGUUCAGAAAACAAAUAAACCUUGUUGGAAAAUGCA
This is a messenger RNA of Melopsittacus undulatus (budgerigar), 1871 nucleotides long. RefSeq names its product Rho family GTPase 2 (gene RND2). Gene Ontology annotation, molecular function: GTPase activity; protein kinase binding; GTP binding. Gene Ontology annotation, cellular component: cytosol. The transcript is spliced from 5 exons. Gene Ontology annotation, biological process: small GTPase-mediated signal transduction. The record is from RefSeq and is a predicted model, not a curated record. The coding region runs from base 54 to 737 and encodes 227 amino acids. Lineage: Eukaryota; Metazoa; Chordata; Aves; Psittaciformes; Psittaculidae.